This is a messenger RNA of Spathaspora passalidarum NRRL Y-27907, 2941 nucleotides long. RefSeq lists its product as uncharacterized. Gene Ontology annotation, biological process: chromatin remodeling; regulation of DNA-templated transcription. Lineage: Eukaryota; Fungi; Ascomycota; Pichiomycetes; Serinales; Debaryomycetaceae. Bases 88 to 2316 code for a protein of 742 amino acids. Gene Ontology annotation, molecular function: ATP-dependent H2AZ histone chaperone activity. Gene Ontology annotation, cellular component: nucleus. The record is from RefSeq and is a predicted model, not a curated record. The transcript is spliced from 2 exons.
CUCUUUCUUCACAGUACAAUAGCCAAUACAUCAACAAGUCGUACAUUGUGAAGCUAUCAGCAACAGAUACACAUAGUAUAACCAACCAUGGACGAAGAAAGUCUAAUAGCGACAAGAUCCCGUCGUGCCAAUGCUGGGUCUCGUUUAAAACAAUUGAUUGAACAAGAACAACAAGGGUUGGAAGAUACGUCCCAAUUCAUAACCGAAGAUGAUGACAAUGUUAAUUUGUUAUUCCAGGUAGAAGGUGAGGAUGAAGAGUUUAUAGAAGAACUGGAAGAAGAAGAAGAAGAGGAGGAGGAGGAAGAGGGUGACGACGGGGAAGAAGGUAAACAACAGGAAGAAGCAGACGAAGAAGAGGAAUCUGGUUCCAGAAAAAGGCGACAUCCUGAGGAAGACCAAGAUCAAGAUGAUGUGUUUUCCGAUUCAGAUUUAUCAGAAUCGGACUCUGAUCAAAGUGAAGGGGAGAAGGAAUUACAACGGCAAGAGAGAAUCAAGAAACGACAAUUGAAAAAGAAAAGGGCGAUUGUUCCUGAAAUAAAGACCGUCAAGACCCAAUCACCCAAGAAGAAACCAAAAAGAACCCCUCUAAUAACUUCUGAUUCGUUGCUUAUGUCCCAACGAAGAUCUUCUUCUCGUGCAGCUGCAGUAGAAAGCAAGCAUGCCUUGAUUGAAAAAUUAAAAGAAAGUGAAGAAAGACGAGCCAAGUACUUAUCCAGAACUGUCCAUAAAAAGAAAAGUCGAGAAUUGACCCAGCAAGAAAGAUUAGAUGAAGCAUUGGAAACAGAGAAGGCCAAUGUUGAAUCCUUAAUGAGGUUUAGAGAACAGGAAAUUGUCAAGAAAGAGAAACAACGUCAGUUGCUCUUGCUGAAACGAAUUAAAUUACAAAACAUUAUACGAUUAGUAAGUAAAGAAACAUUCAUAUACCCAAUUGAAGAAGUUAAACAGGCUAGAAAAGAGUAUGAGAGAAAUGUCAGAGGCAGAAGGAAAUUGGGAAAGAAAAAAAUGGCUCAAUUGGCUGAAGAAGGAGAAUUAUUAGUUUUACCUCCAUUUGAAAUUGAUCAGGAUUUACCCUUGGUGAAGCAAGAACGAGAGAAAAGGGAAGAAGAGGAAAGAAUACGGAAAGAACAAGAGGAGAAGGAACGAGAAGAGGAAGAGAAGAGAAAAGCUUUGGAAGGGGACACAGAAGAGGCCAAUAAUGGCCAGGAUGUUUCUAGUAAGGAAGAACCAAUUCCUAGUGAAAUGGAUGUAGAUCAUCCUGUGGAAAGUGAGGUAGUCGACGUAGAUGUGAAACCAGAACAAUCAGAAAAUGAAAUAGAUAAUAUGGAAGAGAAUGAGUCGGUUUCUACUGAAAUAAAGGUUGAAGAGGGACAAGAUGAUAUCAUCCCUGAACCUAUUUCUGAACAAGUUCAACAAGAAGAAUUCUCCCCUGACACUCAAAAUAAGGCCGAGGAAGAAAUCAAUACAGAGAAAGACACUAUUCAUGAAGAAGAACCUACAAACGAAGAUCAAGACAAGGAGAAAGAAAGUCCUAAACCUGAAACCGAUGAAACAAUCAAAGAUGAAGCCACCGCGGAAAUUAAGGAAGAAAAGCGAGUGAAAUUCGCUGAUGAAAUUGAACUUGAAAAGGAAGAAACACCUACUCCAACCCCAAUUGCCCUACAUACAUCCAACAAUGAAACUUUUGAGGGCCCACCACAGCGAGUAUGUCGUAACACCCUCUACUUCCUUGAUUUUAACGAAGAUAAACGAGAAUUACGAUUGAAUUUCCAAAACUUGAAAUCUAUUUUGUUUGGUAAACAAUCAUUAUUACCGGCAUCAAGAAGAUUUAAAGAAGUCAAGACAAUUUUACAUAUCGGAAAGGUUGAACCUUAUGCACAUGUCAAACAAGAAUCGGAUGAUUUGUUUGAACUGGUGGAUAAAUUAACCGAAGAGAACCCCAUAUUUGAUGAAUUAAAGAAAUUGCCUCGACUUGGUAUCAAGCAAGAUGUUGUUGAAACAAUUGAAGAAGAUGUCGAACAAGAAUCGGCCGAGAUCAACAUCACUACCGAGGCACCUACGGGUAUUUACUUGCCUAACGGUAAUAAAAAGACAUGUAUGAUCUCCGGUACUGAAGUCAAGUAUUUUGAUCCUUCGACAGGUAUACCUUAUAGUUCAGUUGAAACUUACAAACUAUUGAAAUUAAUUGAACAAGGACAAAUACCGUGGUUAAGUUUAACCCCCGAGACUAAUGAUACUGGAAUAGUUGAAAUUUACUUGGGUUCAAGAGAUGGUAGUACCAAGCACGCCGCUGGGGUACCUGAAGGAUUUGACGGAUAGAUAGUUAAAUAGUGGGUUUUUUUUUUUAUUAAACAGUCUAUAAACAGCAAUUAUCCCGAGGCAUGUUGGACGUCCUUUGCGUGAGCUUCAAGUAAGUCCGGUUGGAACUUGACCAACUUUGAAGUCAAGACAGGAAUGAAGAACUUCUUGAGUUCGUCUUUGUAAAAGGCAGUAUUGAUUUCAAAUUCAUACUCGUCUUCGUCCUGGUCAUGGACGAACUCGGGAAUGGUUAUAGUGGCAUGGACCUUCUUUGAAUCGUCUGCUUCUUUGUCUGCUUCUUCGUCUGCUUCUUCGUCUUUCUGUUCCUGUUUGACUUCACCAGUAACGGUUAAUUGAACCUUUAAAUCGUAAAUACACAAGACCUUUCCCUUUCUUUGAGUGACAUCACAAUCACCCGUGAUUGAGUCGAUAGCGGUGACUAUGAAUUUGUACUUUUCAUUUUCAAAACUGGUAUUUAUUAUGUUUUCAUUGAAGUAGUCCUUGGACCAAGGCAAACAGUUCUUGUCUAUCCAGUGCCUGUAGCGAGUUAGCAACGACUGAACGUAAAGACUUAUCCCUAGGAGCAUGUGCCAUAUACAUACCAGUUGUUUGGGUUAUGUACAACCAUGUUGUCUUACAGUCUGGG